This is a messenger RNA of Ictalurus punctatus (channel catfish), 2062 nucleotides long. RefSeq lists its product as uncharacterized. The transcript has 14 exons. Lineage: Eukaryota; Metazoa; Chordata; Actinopteri; Siluriformes; Ictaluridae. Bases 1 to 1602 code for a protein of 533 amino acids. The record is from RefSeq and is a predicted model, not a curated record.
AUGGAUUACUACUUCCAAGAUGGAACCACCAAAACACCAGCAGCCUUCCAGAAUGAGCUAACACCUGUAUCUGGUUCAGCUGUGGUUCAGACCAGGAUGAUCUUCAAUUCCUCCUCUCCUGUUCCCAGUGAGAGUUUGGUCCUCAGUGCGAUCCAGACUCUUCUCAGUGCUCGACUCACAAACCUCUCUGACUCUGUAAAAGUGCUGAACUUCACCUACGAGAAAAUUUCAGACACGUCCUAUGCAGUCAACUUCACAUUGAGCAUCAGUAAUGUCAGCAUGUCUAAGAUCCCUGACCUCAGGAACGACACCUACACCCAAGUGGAGAACAUCAUCAAUAACGCUCUAAACACACUUCUAAAUGAACCUGGUGCAGAACCACUCAAACCCCAGAGCUCUUUCAUCACGAGUUCAGGAAACCAGGUUAAUGGUGAUAUGGAUUACUACUUCCAAGAUGGAACCACCAAAACACCAGCAGCCUUCCAGAAUGAGCUAACACCUGUAUCUGGUUCAGCUGUGGUUCAUACCAGGAUGAUCUUCAAUUCCUCCUCUCCUGUUCCCAGUGAGAGUUUGGUCCUCAGUGCGAUCCAGACUCUUCUCAGUGCUCGACUCACAAACCUCUCUGACUCUGUAAAAGUGCUGAACUUCACCUACGAGAAAAUUUCAGACACGUCCUAUGCAGUCAACUUCACAUUGAGCAUCAGUAAUCUAAACACACUUCUAAAUGAACCUGGUGCAGAACCAUUCAAACCCCAGAGCUCUUUCAUCACGAGUUCAGGAAACCAGGUUAAUGGUGAUAUGGAUUACUACUUCCAAGAUGGAACCACCAAAACACCAGCAGCCUUCCAGAAUGAGCUAACACCUGUAUUGGGGAAUGUCCUGAUACGUAUUCGUCUAGUUUUUAAGAACUUGACCAGAGUACCUAGUGAGGCUGAUGUUCUCAAUGCUGCUAAUGCUCUGCUGGACUCAAAGAUCAGAAGAGCACGAGCUCUUGUAACACAAAAACUGAGUGAUCCUGUGAGCAUACAGAAUGUCAUCUAUGAAAAAAUUGGAAACAACUCCUACAUUAUAAGCUUUGCAUUUCAAAUCAGCAAUGUGACCAUCUUCAAAGACGUUCAGCUGAGGAACGAAACAUAUGUUUUAAUUCAAAACACCAUCAACAGCCUGCUGAACACUAUUCUGAAUGUGAAAGAUGCUCCUGCAUUUGUCUUUCCACAAGCAAACUACACGUUUAAUGGUACAGCAAUUGAGGCUAAUUCCGAAUACAUCUUCGUGGAAGGUGAAACCAAGUGGACACCAAGUGGAUUUCUUUCUGCAAUACUCAACAUUAGUGGUUUGUCGACCUUCACCACUCCUGCUGCUCAAACCAAUCCCCCUGUCCUGAGGCCCACAGUGCAAGCACACAGCAACACCACCACCACUGGAGGAAAUUCUGCAUGGAUCCUGGGAAUCAUUAUCCCCUGCAGUAUAGUCAUUAUUCUCAUACCAUGCUGGAUUCUACUCUGUUGUCUGCUGUGUGGCUGCUGUGCUGGUUUAAGGAGACGCUACAAUAGAAGACGGUCCUACAAUGUCCAAUACACAACACGAAAUGGACUCUUUUAAAAACAGUUAGAGUGUAAAAUAAUUUCACGAAAAUAUUAUUUGCAACUCCAUUAGACUCUUUUUUAAUCUGUUUCAUUAUACAGUUUAUUUUUUAUUUGUUUACCUAUUUAAUUAUUUCAUCCAUUUAAUUCUAUCUUAUUUAAUCUUCAUGCAUAAUUAAUUUUAUUUCAACUACAUACAUAAAAAUUAAGCUACAUAUGGUCUAUUAAAGUGAAUUAUUAAACAGGAUAAUGUAUAUAUUCUUUCCAAACUAAUGUUCAGUUAUGUUGUAAUUUAACUUAUUUAUUAAUUUAACUUAUUUAUUAAAGCUAUUUAUAAUAAAGUUUGUCAAAUAUUGCUUGCUCAAUUGAGAUUAAUCCACACAAUUAAAAUCUGUAUCCUGUGUUUAUAUAUUUCUGUAAAGCUGCCGAGACAGACCGUUGUAAAAAGCACUAUACAAAUAAAAUUGAAUUGAAAUAUC